GAUAAUUCAAUUCUAAUGAUGGUUUAAUCCUCAUAUCUAAUAAUGGGACGAUCUUUAUAUGAUCUUAUUGUACGAUCGAGAAAUUACUUAGGAUUGGUGAAGUUGUUAUGGACGCCAAACGUGAAAACCGAUGAUAUUCCUCCCCUGGAGGAUAUGUCCGAUAUUCUGAAACAAGCGGAGGCCAUUAAGUCAAAGGUGAAGAGUUCAAAGGUUACUACGACAACAGACACUGCUCAAAGAAAUGCCGUACCCCAGACUAACCCACACAAUGAGAAUUCACAGAAUACAACCGGGACUGGUCACACAGAAAAACCCACAACAGCCAAGUCAGCUGGUAAGACACCCAGCAAACCCAGCUCUGAAACUUUUGGAGGGUUCAAGAAAGGGUUCUUAUUUGGAGGAAACAGCUCACAGAAAUCAAAGGUCAAGAGUUCAUCAUCCUCAGGGUCAAAUGUCAAGAGUUCACCGGACGUGCCAUACAUCACCAAGAAGUCCCCUGAUGUGGGCCACCAAAUCCCAGAGGUGCAGCAGACCUUGACAGCUGAGGCUCAGAAAAUGGCACAGAAUAAAGAUGAAUGGCUGGAUGACAAUUUGAUGAAGGAAAUCGAGGCCAACGACACACUUUUCAAAAAGUUAGGGGACAAGAAAUAUGUGGAUGCAGUGAACCAGUUCCAGUCAGAUCCAGUCCAGGCCAUGGAGCGAUACAAAGAUGAUACUGAAAUCCAGCAAUUCCUCACAGCAUUCUGCAAAAUCAUGGGUGAACAUUUUUCUGGUCUGGCUGAUAAACAAGACAAGGCAACUACUCCCAACAAACCUGUUCCCCAGAGUAAAAUUGUCGAGCUGAAUUCUGAGUCAGAGGUCAAGCAGGCCAAAAGUACCCCGCCCCCAACAAUGAACCCUGUGAUGUCAGAGACCCUGUAUACAAGGUCACCAACAGGGGGCGCUGACAUGUCAGUCAGGAGCUCAACCAACCCUAACCAGCCUACCGCGGAGGAUGAGAGGAGAAUGCAGGAGAUUGUAGCCAAUCCUGAGAUCCGUAACAUCUUGUUGGAUCCAAAAGUGAUGAAACUGAUCGAGUCUCUGAAGUUUAAUCCGGAUGAAGGAACAAGAUUGUUAGAGCAAGCGGACUCUGAUCUCCGUGAAAAAAUACAAAAACUGGUGCAGUGUGGAUUACUUCAGUUCCAGCAAUGAGAGAGAGAGAGAGAGAGAGAGAGAGAGAGAGAGAGAGAGAGAGAGAGAGAGAGAGGGGGGGGGUCAACCAUCUUAUUUAUAUUAUAAUUAAUCUUGAUAACUAGAAAAGUUAAAUGAGUUGGCCCACAUUCAGUAAACACAUGUGAGACUGCAUGACCAUGGGUUUUUGAAAAAAGGGAGAAAUGACCAAUGUCAAGAAUUCAGAGAGAAGUAAACUUCCAGUAAGAAUAUAAAGGAAGUACUGUAUUCUAAUUAAAAAUUAAUUGAGGUGGUCAUUGAAUAUGCUCUUUUCCUUUGUAAAUUUAAUUACUCUUUUUUUGAAAAGAGAAAACAUUCAAUAAAACAGUAAGUUUAGUUCAGUUGUCUUAUAAACUAUUUAUAUUUUGUAUAUAACCUGACAAUAUGUAUGUCAAUGUAUUUUAUAUAACUAUACAUGUACAUGUACUAUGUGCAUUCAUGUAACAAAACAUUCAAAUUUAAUGUUUGUAUAAAUAAACAUCAAAAUCAUUUAAACAAAAAAACUUUAUGCAGAUAAGUAGCAACAUGUAAUUCCCUUCACAUUGUGUACUGUGGUUUUGUCAAUGUUUGAUGGAAUACCAAUUUUCCUGAAUUUACAUAUAAUGCAUACAUACAGUCUGUUUACGUAUAUAAAAUACAUGCACACAGUCUGUUAAGGUGGUAUGGGACACUUCCAUAUUGUGACGCACUGUUUAUCGAAAUAAACAAUAAAAUCAA
Messenger RNA from Magallana angulata, 1926 nucleotides. RefSeq lists its product as uncharacterized. The record is from RefSeq and is a predicted model, not a curated record. Lineage: Eukaryota; Metazoa; Mollusca; Bivalvia; Ostreida; Ostreidae. The coding region runs from base 43 to 1191 and encodes 382 amino acids. The transcript is spliced from 6 exons.